Molecule: messenger RNA, 2241 nt
Organism: Batrachochytrium dendrobatidis JAM81
Lineage: Eukaryota; Fungi; Chytridiomycota; Chytridiomycetes; Rhizophydiales
Exons: 9
Coding region: 46-2241 (731 amino acids)
Biological process (GO): mRNA splicing, via spliceosome
Cellular component (GO): nucleus
Molecular function (GO): RNA binding
Source: RefSeq, a predicted model, not a curated record
CUAAACAGUCAUUCUGCCGAGUAUCAGGACUCGACAUGCAACACAAUGGGUUCUCAUAGUGAUGCUGGGUAUAGUACUACUGGACACAUUUCUCGGAGUUGCACUCGCAACCGUAGCAGGAGUCCCAUCAGCAGCAACAGGGGAAACUACUACAACCGUCAUCGAUUUAGUAAUGAUGAAACUGAUGGUGCUGACCGAUGGUCUAGGGGUCGAAGUCCAAGUCCAAGUUCUUACAGGAGGAGAACUCGGAGCAGAAGUAGAAGCCGGAGUCGAAGCAGGAGUCAGGAGCGACGAUACAGUCGCAAUGAGGAUUGGAGGCAUGACCGAUAUACUAACCACAAUGAACCCAAUGAUCGAUCAUAUGGCUAUUCUGAAGAGACUUCCAGGUCUGGUCUUCGCGCUACAACUUCAUGUGUAUAUCUUCGAAACCUGUCAUUGGAUAUCACCGAAGAAACCAUUCAACAAAUGUUUACUUUUCAAGACGUCAUGGUUGAAAGUAUUCGAGUGGUGCGUGAUCGAAUCUCUGGACUAUCUCGCGGAUUUGCUUUUGUUACUUUCCCUAGUAUUGAUGCAGCUGGAGAAUGGGUCUCAAGACACUCUCCUAGUGUAAAUAUUGGUGGUUCUGUGGUUGGAAUCGAGCUCAAGAAAGGUGCCAUGGGAUCUGAAGAAACUGACUGGAUCUGCAAUCGAUGCAACACAUGCAAUUUCAAGCGACGAGGAAAAUGCUUUCGAUGUGGUUCUUUACCCACUCAAGCCAUGUCAGGGGACAAUACCCGAUUGGAAUCUACAUUCUUAAUCAAUGACGGCAGUCGCGAUAUUGGGGAUAUUCCCAAUCCACUGCUGCUUUUACGAGGUCUAGAUUCACUCACGACAGAGGACACUCUCUAUCGACAUAUAAAUGGAAUAGUACCACUGGUGGGUGUACGACUUGUGAAGGAUCGUCAAACACGCACAUCUUUGGGAUUCGCAUUUGCCGAGUUUUCGGGGUUGGAUAAAGCCGACUGCUUUCUUGGAAGCAUUUACAAUAUGAUGGAGCCACGUCCAUUGGUGAUUGACGGCUGCACAAUCUCUGUGUCGUAUGCACAUAUGGGUAGUUUUAUACCUGUGUAUACAGCAUCUCUGUGGGUAUCUAGUGUGUACAAAGAUGGGAAAAUCAUUCAAGUGUCGUAUUGGGAUGAACAGGCCUAUGCAGUGCAGUACCCAUCUGUUCAAAUCCCAUCUACCAUCCCACCCAUCACAACGCCACAAGCUAUACCAGACACCGCGACUGUGGUAAGGAUGCCGCAAAAUUCUGCAACACUAGAUGAUGAAUUGGCAGCAUUUUAUACUAGCACCAAGGACAUGGAUUCCACUUUUGUAGAUGCACAAUCAGUAUGUUUGCAGCCCAAGCAAGUUUUGGAGGGAGGGAUUGAUACAGAGCCAGUUCAUGAUAAAAUCAGUACACAGACGUCUGUAUCCAAUACAGCACAAACAGUUGGUGUUGUAGAAGCCACAAAUGAGCCAAUGGCCAAGUCUUUUCCAAUUGCCAAAAAACUCAAGAAAGCGUCAGGGAGUAACACCAACAGUAAGAUUUCGAUCCAGCUUGAAAAGUGGCAAACCAAGCAAGCGGAACUCAAAGAUUUUGAUGCAACAGCAACAGAUCGUAGUAGCGAUCUGAUUACUGACGAUGUGCUCAUGAUGAGGUUACCGACAGAAAAUGCAGUGAAUGAGAUUCACAGUGAUUUAGCCAUCAUGGCAUGUUUGCUUUGUCAGCGACAGUUUAAAUCAAUUGACGAUUUAAAAAAGCAUCAAGCGAAAUCAGCACUUCACAAGACCAAUAUGCAGAAUCUUAGAGAGAAGCAGCUACAAGAACUUGGUGAUCAAUUAAAGAGCGAACAGCAAAGCAACAAGAAGCGAUGGAAGAAGCAGCAAUGGAGCCAAAAGAAUAGCGCAAACAUGAUACCUAUUCAGGGGAACAAAACCACAGUAUCAGCCAAUACAAGGACAGAGAUUGGAGAGGAUAAUAUUGGUAAUCGAUUACUACAAAAGAUGGGAUGGAAAGCAGGACAAGGACUGGGAGCAGAUGGUGGAGGAAUAGUAGCGCCUGUUGAAGCAAAAGCAUAUGCAACAGGAGCAGGAAUUGGAGCGUCAGUUGUCAUGAGUACAGCAGAUUUGACUGAAACGUUGGCCAAUGGACGAGAUCCCAAUUCAUACGGAGAACGGAUUCGCAGGGCAGCAAGAAACAGGCUUUUGGACGAGUGA